AUGGCAGCUCCAAGACCGGACAUCUUUAAGAAAUAUCUGGACCUCGAGCAGCCUGAAGACCAGGUGUUCUGCACGUACGUCUUCGUCGACGCCACGUUGGAGAAUGUGAGAUCAAAGAUGAGGGUGCUCAGCUACGAACCGAAAUCGCCUGAAGAAUGCCCAAGGUCUACGUUUUGCGGUCUGGGUACUGACCAGUGGCCAGAUGCGGGCGUCGACUCUGAACUUGACCUCCUCCCAGUAGCUCUCUUUAAGGAUCCAUUUCUGAAGGGCCGGAACAAGUUGGUUCUUUGCGAACUUCUCAACUCGGACGAGCAACCACACGAGACGAACACACGCCAUCCUUGCAAGAAGACAAUGGAAGCUGCGAAAGAACAAGAGCCGUGGUUCGGCAUCGAGCAGGAGUACGUGAUUCUGGAACAAAAUGGUGUACCGAUCGGCUGGCCCAAACAGAGCCACUCUUUGAAACGCUGCCAAAGCUACUUCUACGCCGUGGGUUCGGAAAACACUGCCGGCCGCCAAGUCGCCGACGCACACGUCAAAGCUUGUUCUUACGCCGGCGUCAAGCUUUAUGGCUCCAACGCUGAAGCCGUCAUAUCACAGUGGGAGUACCAGAUCGGGCCCUUGCCUGGAGUCGAGGCGGGCGACCACCUUUGGAUAUCCCGCUACAUUCUACAGCGAGUGGCCGAGGAUUUCGGCGUCAUGGUCAGCUUCGAGCCACGGCCCUUCAAGAGCCUCGAGGUGCCUGGUUGCGCGGGUCACGUCAACUUCAGCACCAAGUCGUCACGAAGCGAAGGCGGCCUCGACUGGAUAAACAAGGCUAUUGCCAAGCUAGAACUGAAACACGAGCUCCACCUAAAAGCCUACGACCCCAGGAAGAAGAGCUCGAACGAAGAACGACUGAGGGGCGAUCUGCUAACGACGCCCUCUCGCAAAUUUUCGGCGGCCGUCUCCGCCAAGACGGUGUGCGUGCGCGUGCCGCGGCUUACAAAAGUCGCUGGGCGAGGAUUUUUCGAAGACCGUAGGCCGGGCGCCAAUGUGGAGCCUUACCGGGCCAUGCAACGACUCGUAGAAACCCUCUGCUUGGCCGAAUAACGCUAAGUCUACAUCCUUUAGCGAAUACCACUAGGAAUGACUAUUCGUUUGUUGGGACCUUUGGGCUAAAACAAUCUGCUUUUCAUAUCGGAGGCGGCUCGCACGUAGGGUCACUGAUACACAAUGCUGUGUAGAUCAAACAUGCGCUCGUCAGCCCUGGAGACAUGUUUGUCUUGCGAUCAGUUGUGUUCAUGUCAGCGCGAUUGCGUUCGAUAUACGUUCAUAGUAACGUUUGGAACACCAGACACGUACCCGGUGUUCAAAAACACGUUUCUUCUCUCACCUGUGUGGAUUUGUACACUUUGAACUAGUGGUAUCUAAACAUAACGAAGGAUUUCUUACCAGAAUUGUGGCGACGGCUAAAGACCAGGGAGGUCAGAACCAAAGUGGACUGGUGCACACUUUCAACUUCUCGAAGAAGCAGAAUUUACCUACGUUGCCAUUUUCUCAUCUUCUCCCUAGCCGAACUGCUAUCCUACAGAUCCAUUAAAGUCAGACUUCGCUACUCGGGGCUCAAAGUUGUUGUGCGUCGAACGAAAGCGUGCCGCCACGAAAUCUCCCAGUCCACGAACUGACGACAAUUCAUGCUUGAGUGUUGUGCAAGAUGGAGUCACUGCGCUACGCAGGAAAUUCGUCCUAAGCCCUGUUGAGAUGUGGUUGUGGCGGUGUAUACCUUUAACUUUCCCCUUUUCACGGUCGUGAAAUGUGCCAGCGUCCUUGGCACCUGGUC
Messenger RNA from Dermacentor andersoni, 1822 nucleotides. RefSeq names its product glutamine synthetase-like. Gene Ontology annotation, molecular function: glutamine synthetase activity. The record is from RefSeq and is a predicted model, not a curated record. Gene Ontology annotation, cellular component: cytoplasm. Lineage: Eukaryota; Metazoa; Arthropoda; Arachnida; Ixodida; Ixodidae.